UUUCCGGUUCCAGAUCUACGUAAUUUUGUGUUUGUAAACACUAGAAUAGACGGACGUCACAACAGUGCAGUCGAGAGAUUUAUUUAUAGAUUUAUCUUCUGAUAGACUCAUACAAAUCACAUAGCACGAUUUGGAUAGAGACACUGAGUAGAUCUCCCUACAAUGCCUCCGAAAUUCGCCAGAAUGCCAGACAAUACAGAUUUUUCUAGGUCUCAUGAUGCUGAAAGAAGAGGAUUACUUGAUGGAAAUUCUGAUGACGAAGACUUCUUCUUAAAGGGACCAAAUGUGAAUACCAACAAACUUCGCCCAGAUCCAAAGAUCAACAAGCUACAAGGCCAAGUAGAGGAUGUGGUAGAUAUCAUGAAGUCAAAUGUCAACAAGGUUAUAGAGCGCGGGGACAGGUUGGAGGAUCUUCAAGACAAAUCAGAAAGCUUAUCCAGUCACUCUGAUAUGUUUCGCACAAGAGCUAAAAAUCUACACAAAAAUAUGUGGUGGAAAAACUGCAGGAUGAGGAUAAUUCUUGCCGCUGUAUUAGCUUUGAUCAUCACCAUUAUUAUCAUUAUUGUGGUUGUCCAUUACUCAGGCUCAAGCUGAGUAAACAAAAAAAAGGGAAGCUACUGUAUUGGAUGUGAUAAAGGGAGAUAAGUUCUGCUGAUGGAGUUGUUGAAGAUUAAGUGAGUGUGUAAAGCAAUGACUAUGGAUACUGGAAUUUGUUGUAUAAAUUAAUCUAUUUAACAGCGACCAGCAUUUUUACUAAGUAAUGCAGAUUUUCUUGUGAUGUGUAAUUCUAUCUUUAUAACUGAUAUUUUUGAGCCCAUUUAAGGGGUGUAAAUUUUAAGUUAAUUAGAAAUAUAUUG
This is a messenger RNA of Physella acuta, 857 nucleotides long. Its product is annotated as vesicle-associated membrane protein 4-like. Gene Ontology annotation, cellular component: membrane. Lineage: Eukaryota; Metazoa; Mollusca; Gastropoda; Physidae. The record is from RefSeq and is a predicted model, not a curated record. Gene Ontology annotation, biological process: vesicle-mediated transport; Golgi ribbon formation.